GACCAAUAGGGGAGUCCCACAAGACCCACCUAAUCAGUAAAGAUCGUUUGUUGGCAGGGACACCAAGGAAAAAAAAAAAAAAAGCUCUCUUUCUCUCUCCUUCUCCACGAUUCAGCUUUGAAAUUCUGACAAAAUCUCUCGUUUCUGCGAUCUCUCAAUCCCUUUGAGCAGUAGCGAGGAUAUGGAGCACAACGAGACAGGAUGCCAUCCCCCUCCCGAAGGCCCUAUUUUGUGCAUCAACAACUGCGGUUUCUUCGGAAGUGCAGCGAACAUGAACAUGUGCUCCAAGUGCUAUAAGGACAUGGUGUUGAAACAAGAACAGGCCAAGCUCGCGGCAUCGUCAAUCGAAAACCUCGUUAACGGGUCGAGUGGCAGCGAGAAGGGGCCCGCUGUCGUCGACUCUGCAGACAUGCAGAACAGUUCUGUUGAAGCCACGGCUAUUUCCGUGCCGUCGUCCCUAACUUCGAGCUCGAGCGAUUCUCCCGAGCUCAAGGCGGGGGCCGGGGCUAAGGAGGGUCCCAGCCGCUGUGCCACUUGCCAGAAACGCGUCGGCCUAACUGGAUUCAAAUGCCGCUGUGGCAACCUCUACUGCGGUUCGCAUCGCUACUCUGAUAAACACGACUGCCUCUUCGACUAUCGCACUGCUGCACGCGAUGCAAUCGCCAAGGCCAACCCCGUUAUCAGGGCCGAGAAGCUGGAUAAGAUCUAACGACGACGCCUCGUGCUCAAACUCUGUCGUGUAUCAAUGGAUCCCGGGAUGCAGCACAGGUUGGAUCAACGCAUUUAUUCGCGCUUAUUGGCAAGACUCUGUUUAUUGACUUUAGUUUCCAAGUUCAUAUUACUGGUUUGGUGGAUAUCAUUGUGAUUAUGGUUAUUAUGAUGCAUUAUUCUGGUUCACUGCCAUUCUAUA
Molecule: messenger RNA, 910 nt
Organism: Ipomoea triloba (trilobed morning glory)
Lineage: Eukaryota; Viridiplantae; Streptophyta; Magnoliopsida; Solanales; Convolvulaceae
Product: zinc finger A20 and AN1 domain-containing stress-associated protein 8-like
Exons: 2
Coding region: 182-709 (175 amino acids)
Molecular function (GO): DNA binding; zinc ion binding
Source: RefSeq, a predicted model, not a curated record